Diabrotica virgifera virgifera (western corn rootworm) is the source of this 1957-nucleotide messenger RNA. RefSeq names its product glucose dehydrogenase [FAD, quinone]-like. The transcript has 5 exons. The record is from RefSeq and is a predicted model, not a curated record. The coding region runs from base 26 to 1915 and encodes 629 amino acids. Gene Ontology annotation, molecular function: oxidoreductase activity, acting on CH-OH group of donors; flavin adenine dinucleotide binding. NCBI's taxonomy places the organism in Eukaryota, Metazoa, Arthropoda, Insecta, Coleoptera, Chrysomelidae.
UCACUAUUAUAUUAGUUACGGUAAAAUGUUUCGAAGUGUAUUUUUUUUCUGUAUAUUUAUUUCAGUAAGUUCAAAGGAUUAUUAUACUAAAGAGGAUGUUGACGAUUACGUGAAACUAUUAGAAGAUGCAGUUGAAUCCAGCAAAACCUAUCAACCGGCAACUAGUGCACAUGAAUAUAAAGCUUUGAAAUCUGGACCUCCACAAGAUGCUGGCGAUUACGACUUUAUUGUAGUUGGAUCAGGAUCAACUGGAUCCUUAGUAGCUAGUCGUCUCUCCGAAAAUCCAGACUGGAAUGUUUUAGUGCUAGAAGCAGGCAACUUUGGCAAUAAUAUAACCGACGUGACAGCAAUGAGUUACAAGGCUAUGAUUAUGAGUGACUACAAUUGGGGCUAUUACAGUGUACCACAGAAUAAUACUUGUUUAGGGUUUGAAGAAAACAGGUGUCCCCAUAUUAGAGGAAAAGGAGUCGGUGGCACAUCUCUUCUAAACGCAUUAAUUGACAUUAGAGGCAACAGAUUAGAUUUUGACAAUUGGUGUGCGAUGGGUAACAAAGGUUGGUGUUAUAACGAGACAUUGCCAUUUUUCUUAAAGACUGAACAUCUUCAUUGGACAGAUCCAAAUGCCCCGAUUGAUCCUGCUUAUCACAAUUCAACAGGGUUGUUGUGGGUGGAGCAACCUAUGCCUAGAACGGAACAUACUAAGAUAUUUUUAGAAGCAAAUGAACAAAUGGGCUAUAAAAUCCGUGACGUAAAUGGCGCAGAACAAAUUGGUGUAAUGCCUUUCCAGAUAAAUACUAGAUAUGGCAGAAGACAGGACAGUGGUACUGCGUUUAUAAAACCAUUUUUAAACCGAAAAAAUCUCAAAGUACUGACUAAAGCUUUGGCUACAAAAAUUAUUAUUCAAAAUAAAACAGCAACUGGAGUUCAAUACUUGCAAAAUGGUGUAUUGUAUGAAGCAAGAUCUAAUAAGGAAGUUAUUGUAAGUGCUGGGGCAAUUAACAGUCCACAAUUAUUGAUGUUAUCAGGAAUAGGACCAAAAGCACACUUACAGAAAUUCAAUAUACCAGUAAUUCAAGAUUUGGAAGUUGGAAGUAGUCUCUCGGAUCAUUUACAAGUUUAUGGCAUGGUAUAUUCGAGUAAUCUUACAGAACCAAUAAAGACGCUUAGAGAAGCAAUGGUCGAGUAUUUAAGUAGCGGUACUGGCUAUCUUUCUGAAGCAUUACCAUCUCAAGCUGUCGGAUACUAUCAAACUCCACUUGAACCCAUUGCUGGCUAUCCAGAUCUGGAGAUGAGCUUUGCCGAUUGUAAUGGAUCAUCUGACGCAAUGGGAAGUUUUAUGAGAUGGAAACCAGAUAUAGCUCUUGCCGCAAAUGGUAUUGAAUCAGCCAGUUCAUUCAAAAUAUUUGUAACUCCUUUACAUACAAAAUCAUUAGGUACGGUUAGAUUAAAGAGUGCUAAUCCUUUGGAUUAUCCAGAAAUAGAUCCCAACAUACUAUCAGACCCUGCAGGAUAUGAUCUAGAAAGUGUUUAUGUUGGAAUACAAUUCGUACUAAAUCUUACAAAACAGGGACCUUUUAAGAAAAUAAAUGCCAAAUUGGAACACAACCCGAUAAAAGAAUGCAGACGGUAUGAAUUAAUGAGUAGAGAAUAUUGGAAGUGUGCUAGUAAAUACAUCGUCUGUCAUAAUAAUCAUUCUGUCGGUACUUGCAAAAUGGGUCCAGAUCCAAAACUUGGUCACGUAGUUGAUAACGAAAUGAGAGUAUAUGGAAUUAAGAGAUUACGCGUUGCCGAUGCUAGUGUUAUACCUCUUUCUACCUCUAGUCAUAUAAACGCAAUUUGUUACUUAAUUGCGGAAAAACUGGUUGAUUUUAUUACGAAACUUCAUAAAAAGUUACACCCUUUAAGUAACAUAUAGUUAAUUUUACUGUUACGAUCAAUUAAAAACUAGUAUCCUUAA